This is a messenger RNA of Effrenium voratum, 3054 nucleotides long. Lineage: Eukaryota; Dinophyceae; Suessiales; Symbiodiniaceae. The record is from the annotation of a GenBank genome assembly.
UGUUUUGACUUCGAGCUUGGCUCAAGCAUAACGCUCGCGCCGCAACCACAGAAUCUCUCUGCACGACAUGGCCGACAAGCUCUUCGAGUUCGCAAGGGAGGUGAACCGGUACUGCGAGCAGCAGCCGGAUUCGGCUCUGGCAAAAGUUCAGGUGGUGCCCAGCUACAUUCUGGUCGGGGACCAGUCGGCAGGGAAGACCAGCCUGCUGAGCCGGCUGGCACAACUGCCCUUGGGCUACACGGCUAACAAGACUGGCACGCGCCGGCCCGUGGAAUACAACCUGAUCCACGAUGACACGAAAGAGGAUCCUGACAUCGUAGUGGAUUCCGAAAGCGUGAGAGAGGCUGAUUUCUUGAAGCGCAUGACCGAAAAGAACGACGUGGAGGGCUUCAGCAACGAGGCUGUCUCUGUGAAGAUCCUUUGGAAGAAUAUUCCCGAAAGUAUCAUCGUGGCCGACAUGCCUGGGAUGAAGGAUAAAGAUACCGAGCCGGAGAGAAUGAUUCUCGAUCGGCUGAAGCGUCCAAAUGUGAUCCCGGUGGUGGUUUUGGAGCCAAAGGAUUUCGACUCCAAGAACUAUGCCUUCGACCUUCUGACAAAAGCUGACAGAGCGUACGACGACAUCAUCGUUGUGGUCAACAAGUGUGAUGAGAAGCUGUCGAAAAAUGGCGAUUGGUCCACGCCGUCAACUUGGAAAGACUUUUGGACUACCGCUCGGAAAAAGGGCUUCAAGGCGAUCUACCUGACCGGCUGGCCGCUGGCGGGCGAUCGGAACGAGCCCGACAUGAAAACUCGGAAGGCGCAGCUGCACCAAUCCUGCGACGACGAAGCGCGUCUCAUUGCAGACUGGAAAGAACGGGUCAAGAUCGACCCGCAGGCAGCGGAGUGUGUUGGUUUGGACAAGUUCAGCAAGUCCCUGCACCAAGACCAGCGCUCCCGGCUGGAUGAGAUGAGUCACAAGGUCAUCCAGCACAUUCGCAACGAGCUCCGGCUUGUGAACAAUCGCAUGCACGAGACAAGGAACAGCUCUGCAAAGGCCUUGAGAGCUCAGACCACCAAGCUGAUGCACCGAUGGGCCCGAAAGAGCAACGAGCUCUUGGAGGGCCACGUGGACGUCCACGACCUACGAAAGCACUGCCACACUGCAGAGGAAGACAUCCAGUGGUUGUCCAAGAAGGCCAUGAGCCUUUUCGAGGAGCUUCCCACCUUCGACGAGCAACAGCGGGAACGCACGGAGGCAGUGUUGCGGGGUCAGCUUUUCAGCUUGGAGCGCUGGAGUGAAUCCGACGGCUCCAGCUCAAAGGGCUGGAUCCACCUCAUGGCCAACGCCGUGGAUGCCACGUAUGAGCCACUGCUGGGCAAGGCAGCCAUUUGUCGCGUCUUGGACAUGGCCUUUUUGGUAUGCCUCUGCCGGGUGUUUCAGCACGCCCUGAUGGAGUUCGACGAGAAGUUCAUCCGGAACGUCAUGUCGGAGCACUCGCAGGACUCGGGGAACAAAGUGAUCCUGAAGUUUGUGGAGAGGGUCUUAGAGCAGUCUUUUCACCCCCUGGUGGAUGUGGUGAGCUUGCUUGCUUGGAAGCACAUGCAGAUCUGCAUUGCCUCCGCUCAGAAAUCGCGGUCUGAUAUUGGUGGCGCCAUCGGUGGCUUUCUGAAGGAUGUGCACCUGGAAAGCGGCUUCAUGACAGCGGCUGAACAGUAUGUCCGGGAAGAGCUGAAAAAGCUGAACACAGACAUGCACAAGCGAGUGGAGGAGCAAGGAUUGGGGCUUCAGGCUCGGUUCCGGAAGGGCCACGACAAGGCCCUGGCCUGCAACACCGCGGGCAUCGUCGCGGCGCGGGACCCCCGAUUUGUGGCGAUGAAGGAGCCGGACUUCCCUUCGUCUGCGGCAAGCUUCCUGGAGACGGGCAUGGAAGGCCUCGUCGAUGGCAGCAAGUAUGAGUCAUUCGCUUACUUCUACGAAGUGCUGCUGUCCUGUGCUCGCAUCAUGCAGAGUGAAGCGAGUGGAGGGGAUCACCCUGCAGACAAGAUGUUCCUUUCGGCUCACUCGGAGGUGGAUGCCGAUGGGAAGCUGCACUGCAAUUGGACGACCAAGGAGGAGGUCAUCAAAGUGCGAUCCCACCCCAUUCCGGUCAAACGCGGGGCUUCCAUCCAGGUGAACCUGAAUUCGUGCAACGUCACCCCAGCACCAACAAGCUGCCCACAACCACCAGGCAACUCACGUUGGAGCGGCAAAAGCAUCGAGCCCGCAGAGCCGUCUCCGGAACCUCAGACUCAUCCCCUUCAUCAGAGGGUGGUGGGGAAUCGAUCAGAUGAGCAGCUGCUGGACAAGGAGGCCCCCUUCCUGCUGGUUGCCGUGAACGACUACAUGUGCAACAAGUGGGUCCUGUGCAAGGACCCGAAGGACGGCCAGGCGAUUUUCGAGGCAAAAGAGCUGGAUGCAGGCUGCGGUGACCGCCUGGUGAACAUCGACGUGAUUGUCUUCCAGAGAUCCCUCACCAUCGACUCCAUCAGCUUUGGAAAUCCUGGCGCCGAAGAGGUGGCCCCGACGACCGCACGAGCCGCUUCUUCAGCGCGUGCCGAUUCUUCAGCUCGUGCCGAGGUUGAGACCUCUCCUCGCACCCAAGCAGCAGAACGGAACAAGACUGCGAAGGAGCAGAUGAGGGUGGCGCAGCAACUCCUUGAGCGCAUGCAGAGCAAGUGCUGGCCGCUAGCUGGCUCCAGAUGCGGAGGCAUGGACUAUCGCAAGCUUUUGAUCGACGUGUCCAGUGAGCUCAUCGAACAAUCCAAAGAAUUCCGCAGAACGCUAGAAUCAAGGCUGCAAGUAUGGACGCGAGAUCUGAAGAGAGACCUCGGCUGCGAGAUUGAUGCGCGGCUGGACGAAAGUGUGUUCAUGAACCUGGAGGAACAGCAGACGAAGGAGCUGGAGAAGUUGGAGGACCUGGACGGGAUCCUCAACAAGGCGUUGGGGCUUUACCAGGACAGUCGUCGACGCUGAUGCUGACGUGGGGGCGGUAGAGCAUGCAGGAUGUCAACAGCCUAUUCUCAGAACUUGGUCCA